AUCGUUUAUGACAAGACCUGUACUCUCUUCUUUAGUGGAGUUUUAUUUAAGUGGCAGUCGCUCUUCUAAGACAUUUAAACCAAAGAAGAACAUCCCAGAGGGUUCUCACCAAUAUGAGCUCUUGAAACAUGCGGAAGCCACUCUUGGCAGUGGCAACCUCAGGAUGGCUGUCAUGCUUCCGGAGGGAGAAGAUCUGAAUGAGUGGGUUGCUGUGAACACUGUGGAUUUCUUCAAUCAGAUCAACAUGCUUUAUGGGACCAUCACAGACUUCUGUACAGAAGAGAGCUGUCCAGUCAUGUCAGCUGGACCAAAGUAUGAAUAUCAUUGGGCAGAUGGAACAAACAUAAAGAAACCUAUUAAGUGCUCUGCACCGAAGUAUAUUGAUUACCUGAUGACCUGGGUCCAGGAUCAGUUGGAUGAUGAGACAUUAUUCCCAUCAAAAAUUGGUGUUCCAUUCCCAAAGAACUUCAUGUCUGUGGCAAAAACCAUCCUUAAGCGUCUCUUUAGGGUCUAUGCGCACAUUUAUCACCAGCACUUUGACCCUGUGAUCCAGCUUCAGGAGGAAGCGCAUCUCAAUACAUCUUUCAAGCACUUUAUAUUUUUUGUCCAGGAGUUCAACCUUAUUGAUAGAAGAGAACUUGCACCACUCCAAGAACUGAUUGAAAAACUCACCUCAAAGGAUAGAUAAAAGAAUGUAGAGCUAUGCAAACUGUUCCUCAAAUGAAGCUGUGGAGUGUAUUUGGGGGUUUUGCCAUAUUUUAUCUGGGUUGUUUUGUCUUGGGUUUGCUUGGGUUCCCUUUUCUUUAUUUUGAAUAUCUGAAAAUAUACCCUAUUGGUAGAGGAAGCCAAGAACCAUUCCCUCCAUUGGAAAGGGGGUAAGUUUUGUCUUAGUGGUACGCAGUAUUUUUUUUUAACAUGAUUUUGGUUGAGCAGUUUUAAUAAGACCAUGUGCUGGAAGAAGCUGCUUGCUGAUGGAUGGGAUUCUGUGUUGUGUAAAUUGUGGCACAUUGUGAAGUCCCCAGGAGACUUAUGUUUUAAAGUGCCUUGGCAGGUUCACUUCUGAGAUGCAAAGCACAGACAAAACUGAACAAGGCUUGAAACAAUAUUAGGAUUACUACCCAGGGCACUUACUGGUGCAUGCUGUAAAAUAAUCUAUGAUAAAAGCCAUAGUUUACCUGAAUUGGUGUUCUCCAGCUUUUACUACAUUAAAGAAACAUAAUUUGUAAAGGUGUGCAUGUAGAACAUAAAAAAUUAGUAUUUCUUAAUUAUUUUUGAUAUCGACAGUAAUAUAUUCUCUUCAACAAAUGCUUAAAAGUUCUAUACCAGGUCUUUUUCCAUCUCUUAAUAUCUGUGAUAUUGAAACUUGAGGAUAUUAAAAUAUAAUCCAUAUUGCCUUUUGGCUUCUUUCUACAUGUUAAUUGCACUGUGGUGUCUUUCUACAUGUUACUACACUGUGGGUGAAAAACUUCAGGUUAUAUAUAGGAUUGCCAUCUUCAGAGGUGAUGCUGAACUGUGAGGUUUCUUAGCAAUUGCCAAAUGAGCCAUAAGUCUGCAGAAUAACCACCUACUUUGAAGAGUAGGGGAUAGAGUGUUUGGUAAGGGAAAGGGAUUAAUCUUUAUAUUGGGAGUUAGGGAUGGAAUUAAAUAUGGGGAAUUAAGUUCUAGAAAGUUCUGUCUUAAAACCUUUCAGUGGAAUGAUGUUAAGAUUUUAAUCAAUUAUAAACAGAUCUUAGAGACUUCCUUUUAGGAAUCAACUUCCAUGAGAAGUUCAGAAUACAUUAUUGAUUUUAGGUAAAGACACUAAGCAUGGAUUUAAGGACUGUUUGGGAAAACUGAUUGCCUUCUUAGCAUUUCCAUUCAGUGAAUGGAGCUGGUAUUUCCUGUCAUUUUAAAAUGAUAUAUAGUACUUUUUUUUGCAUAUUACAGGCCCAGUUUGAAGUAUUCUGACUUCUGAUUUUCCAUUGUGAAAGGAAUCAUUUUCUUUAGAGUGAUAUCAGACAAUGAAAAUGCUAAUUCAGUAGUUAAAAUUUUAGUUGCCAGAACUUUCUAGUGGAUUACUACUACCAAUAAUAGCAAGUUCAGAAAAUUAGUUUUUAAAAUAGAUGAUAAGUUUUUCACUUCAGUUUUGUUCUUGAGAAAUACUCUUUGGACUUCCAAAUUUAGUUUUAUCAUUUUUGGUAAAUCUGCUUUCUUCAGUUAGAAAUAUAUAACCUUCCUCCAGUUAGAAACAUUUGCUUGUAGAAUAGAGGUGCUUGCUCUGAAUAGAUUACAAAUGCUUAGGAUAAAAGAAAGUAAGUUUGUUUUUGUCAUUAACAAGUAGAGUAGUGAUACACUUUAAUACUUUUAGUAGUCCAGAUCACUAGGAACUGCCUUUUUCUCCAUUCAUUUCUAGCAGUUAACGCACUAAGUACCAACAGUAGGAGUAACGGAGAGCCCGACAGAGGCAAGUAUACUUACUGAGGCUCACUAGUAAUGUUUAUUUAUAUGUAGCAACAAAAGCUAGCUGAUUUUCUUAAAACAAACCUUUUAGAACACAGAAUAGAUAAUAGCAACCACCAUGAGCUGGUUCAGAAAUAAAAUUUGGUGUCAUGAUUUUUUAAGUCCUACCUAUACGAGGAAAUAAAACAUAAUUCCUCAAAUAGUCUUCCAUAUUGAAUGAUUUCCUGUCAGCCUAGGAACAAAAGGAUUGCAAUAGCCAAAUACAGAGAAAAUAGGAAGAAUUACUCUUACUCAUUUAUUGUAUACUGUAGAAAUGGGAAAAUAUUUCCACAAAUUAAAUUUGAUAGUAGGAUUUACUUUGCUACUAUCAAAUAGUAGGAAAUAUUUGUUUUUACUCUGCCGGAAUCUCAGGUGCCUGUUUCUGAGUGUUCGUUUAUUCAGUUACUGAGAAGGAAGGAUACACGUAUGUUUGUAUGUGGCAACAAAGUAUAGACAUUUUCCCCGGGAGACACCUGGUGUGGUACAUGGUGUGAGGUUGCUGCAAGUAAGGAAAUACUCGCUAGAGCAGAAGAGAAAGAGCUGACUUAAUUAAGUUGCUUUGCUUUGGUUGGUUCCUACAUGUAAGAUGCCCUUUACAAAGUAAGGAUCAAAGCUUGAUUUUAAAGCAGAGCUUGCUUAUAAAUGUCUAUUUAGAUUCUUUUCAGAUCUCUAUUUAAUUUAUAAAUAACCAGGUAAAUUAUUUUCCCCUUGUUCUUUAUACAGAGUUAUAAAGCAGAAGUUUUUUAUUCUUUUUGAUUACAGGAUCCCAUAAAAUGUAAAGUAGUGAGUUGACAAGGUAUUAUUGGCACUCAUAACAACUUUGGUGAAAUGUUAACGUGAUGCAGGUUUGAGGAGUUAUUUUAAAUGAUGGACUAGUGGUGGUGGAGAAAAAAUAAUACCAGAAAGAGUGAAAUUUUAAAAAUUAGCUACAGUAGAUGGUGCUCAUGGCUUUCAUUUGCUGACUUCCAUUUCCCAUAAAGCCAUGGCAGUAGAGCACACUAAAACAGUUAAGCAUGUAUUAGUUAGCUGGUGGCUUUGGAGGAUAAUUUACCUGAAAAUUUACUUCUCUCUACUUUACCUGUUAGUCAUUUGUAAAUUCUAAAUGGUCAGCAUAAAAUAUAUUAGAUAGAA
Chinchilla lanigera (long-tailed chinchilla) is the source of this 3609-nucleotide messenger RNA. RefSeq names its product MOB kinase activator 1B (gene Mob1b). Lineage: Eukaryota; Metazoa; Chordata; Mammalia; Rodentia; Chinchillidae. Gene Ontology annotation, biological process: hippo signaling; positive regulation of protein phosphorylation. The transcript has 6 exons. Gene Ontology annotation, cellular component: cytoplasm; nucleus. Gene Ontology annotation, molecular function: protein kinase activator activity. Bases 8 to 688 code for a protein of 226 amino acids. The record is from RefSeq and is a predicted model, not a curated record.